CGUGCCCCGCGCGCGAUGGCGGCCGCGAUGGCGGCCCCGGUGGUGGCUCGGCGGUGCGGGCGGGCGGCGGGGCUGUGGGGUGGGCUCCGCCGGGCCCCGCUCCCGCCCCGCCGCCGGGCCCACGAGCAGCCGCGGCGGGCGCGGGGCGCGGGCGGGCUGCUGGCGGCGCAGUGCGAGCGCGGGCUGUUCCAGGAGGUGUUCCCGGCGCAGAGCGCGGAGGAGCAGCUGCCGGCGCUGCUGGCGCCGGGCCGGCCGCCCCUGGCCGCCUACUGCGGGUUCGACCCCACGGCGGACUCGCUGCACGUGGGGCACCUGCUGCCCGUCAUGGCGCUGCUGCACUUCCAGCGCGCGGGGCACGACGUCAUCGCCGUGGUGGGCGGGGCCACCGCGCGGCUCGGGGACCCCAGCGGGCGGGAGCGCGCGCGGGAGCCGCUGCCGGCCGGGACGGCGCGCGCGCACGCCAGGGCCCUGCGCGCGGGGCUGGAGCGGCUCUUCCAGAACCACCGGGAGCUGUUCUGGGACCCGGCGGCCGGGCGGCUGGGCCGGGCGGAGCUGCUGGACAACGCCAGCUGGCUGGGCCGGGAGCCGCUGCUGCGGUUCCUGGGCGGGGCCGGCGGGCGGCUCCGCAUGGGCACGCUGCUGAGCCGGCAGAGCUGCCAGGCGCGCCUCCGCAGCGCCGACGGGAUGAGCCUGGCGGAAUUCCUGUACCCCGCGCUCCAGGCGUACGACUUCCUGCACCUGCACCAGCACCACGGCUGCCGCAUCCAGCUGGGGGGCCACGACCAGAUGGGAAACAUCAUGUCCGGCUACGAGCUCGUCACCAAGAUGACAGGAACAGAUGUGUUUGGAAUUACUGUACCUCUUAUUACCAGUACUACUGGAGAUAAACUGGGAAAGACUGCUGGAAAUGCAGUUUGGCUAAACAGAGAUAAGACUUCUCCAUUUGAGCUGUAUCAGUUUUUUGUCAGACAACAAGAUAACGUAGUUGAAAAAUACCUUAAACUAUUCACUUUCCUACCUCUUGAGGAGAUUGCCCACAUCAUGGAGAUGCAUGCUAGAGAACCUGAAAAAUGGGGCCCUCAGAAACGACUGGCUGCAGAAGUAACCAAGCUUGUCCAUGGCAGAGAGGGGCUAGAAUCUGCUAAGAGGUGCACUAAGGCCCUUUAUUACAGUAGUGUGGAGGCUCUGGAAGAGAUGUCUGACCUAGAGUUACAGGAACUUUUUAGACAAGCUCCUUCUGCUGAACUGAUGCUUGAACCUGGAAUGAGUGUUCUUGACUUGUGUCGCAAAGCAAAUGCCAUUCCAGAUGGACCUAGUGGGUACCAGAAAAUUACAGAUGGAGGAGUUUCCAUAAAUGGGAAUCGUGUAACUAAUCCUGAGACUGUUCUUAUUCUCGGACAGCAUAUUCUCAAGAAUGGAGUAUCAUUACUUAGGGUUGGAAAGAAAAAUUACUACAUUAUAAAAUGGCUGCAGCUGUGACAACAGAGAAUCUCCCUAAAACAACAAGUCAUUUCACUCUGUGGCUUGAAGACAUACUUGAAGAUGUUUCUGUCCUGUGUUUUACUACACAGCUCACAAACUGCCUAAUACCAUCGAUUUUCAAAAUGCACCAACAGAGUUCAAAUAAGCAGCUGAGGUAUACCAGUGAAGAGGUUUUAGAUAUUCUGUCUUAUUCAAAGCACCAUUCCUAAGAGGAGCUGCACAAGAAGACAAUGAAAAGAUUCACUUCAAAGUCCAGAGAUGGAGAUCU
Pseudopipra pipra is the source of this 1750-nucleotide messenger RNA. It is a transcript of the gene YARS2, whose product is annotated as tyrosyl-tRNA synthetase 2. The coding region runs from base 16 to 1479 and encodes 487 amino acids. The transcript has 5 exons. The record is from RefSeq and is a predicted model, not a curated record. Gene Ontology annotation, molecular function: tyrosine-tRNA ligase activity; RNA binding; ATP binding. NCBI's taxonomy places the organism in Eukaryota, Metazoa, Chordata, Aves, Passeriformes, Pipridae. Gene Ontology annotation, cellular component: cytosol; mitochondrion. Gene Ontology annotation, biological process: tyrosyl-tRNA aminoacylation.